AGAUAUAUCUGGAAUACUUAUCUGCGGAAUUACGGUUUAAAUAAAACCGGAAUUAGCACUAUAUAAAGGUCCCUAACCCCUAGCCUCAAAUUGAUCAUUGUGAGCGGCACCACGGAAAAGGAUCGAGGAAUAGGGGUUAGACCGUUUUCGUGCUAAGAUCCAACAAGAGCAAAAUGGGCUUCACCAGGCUCGCACUGCUACUCUUCCCCCUGUUCCUCCUCCUCCUGAAGCUGAUCAUCGUCGGUCGCUACACAUGGCCGACACGCGCGCUCCGACUGCCUCCCGGCCCAUGGCAACUGCCUCUCAUCGGCAGCUUGCACCACCUCCUGCUGCCGCGCUUCGGCGAUCUACCCCACCGGGCCAUGCGCGAGCUCUCCCGCACACACGGCCCACUGAUGCUCCUCCGACUCGGUGCCGUGCCGACGCUGGUGGUGUCCUCCGCCGAGGCCGCUCGGGAGGUGAUGAAGACCCACGACGCCGCCUUCGCCGGCCGCCACCUGAGCGCCACGCUGGAGAUCAUCAGCUGCGGCGGGCAGGGCAUACUCUUCUCCCCCUACAACGACCGCUGGCGCGAGCUCCGCAAGGUGUGCGUGCUGGAGCUCUUCAGCCCGCGCCGCGUGCUGUCCUUCCGCCCCGGCCGCGAGGACGAGGUGGCGCGGCUCCUCCGGUCCGUCUCCGCCGAGUGCCGCGACGGCCGCGCCGUCAACCUCAGCGAGAAGAUCUGCCGCAUGAUGAACGACGUGGUGGUGCGCGCGGCCGUCGGCGGGAGGUGCGCCCGCCGCGACGAGUUCUUGCACGAGCUCGACGAGGCAGUGCGGCUCACCGGCGGCUUCAACCUCGCCGACCUGUACCCGUCGUCGCGGCUGGUGCGCCGCUUCAGCGCGGCCGCGCGGGACAUGGGGAAGUGCCAGAGGAGCAUCUUCCGCAUCGUGCAGAGUAUCAUACACGAACGCGCCGGCGCGCCUGCGCCGCCGGAGAGAGACGAGGACCUGCUCGGCGUGCUUCUGAGGCUUCAAAAGGACGGCGGGCGGCUCCAGUUUGAACUCACCACCGAGAUCAUCAGCACCGCCAUUUUCGACAUUUUUGGUGCUGGAAGCGAGACCUCGUCGACGACGGUAGAAUGGGCAAUGUCGGAGCUCAUGAAGAACCCACGAAUCCUGCACAAGGCGCAAGCGGAGGUGAGAGAGGCCUUCAAAGGGCAGGGCAGGCUGAGCGAGGAAGAUAUCGUCAAGGUGAGGCUGGACUACCUGCAUCUGGUGAUCAAGGAGGCCCUGAGGCUGCACCCUCCGGCGGCGCUCCUGCUGCCCCGUGAGUGCGGAGCGACGUGCCGGGUGAUGGGCUACGACGUGCCCAAGGGCACCAAGGUGUUCGUCAACGUGUGGGCGAUCGGGCGGGACGACAGCUACUGGGGCGCCGACACUGAAGCGUUCAGGCCGGAGAGGUUCGGGAAGAGCGCCGCCGUCGACUUCAAGGGCGCCGACUUCGAGUUCCUCCCGUUCGGAGCUGGCCGGAGGAUGUGCCCCGGCAUGUCGCUCGGGAUGGCCAACGUGGAGCUGGCGCUCGCUAGCCUCCUUUUCCACUUCGAUUGGGAGCUGCCCUCCGGUGUCAGGCCUCAAGAUCUGGACAUGACUGAGACCUUCGGCAUUACUGUGAGAAGGAGCUCCAAGCUAUGGCUUCACGCACAGCCCCGUGUUCCGUGUGCAUAAACUGCAUACUGUAUUCCAUUGAUUUGACAUGCAUGCAUGCGGUUGGAGCCGGAACUGUACGUGCCAGAUUAUCGAUGGGUACCGGAGGGGUAGACGCCAAAUUUCAGUGUGAUCCACUGGUCGGGGGUGGGGUAGAUUUGGCCAAUCACACAACAUAAACUGUGUAGUAGUAGGGUCCUUGUCUUACUAGUAACUAGCAUGUAAUGGCGCGGCGGCACGCCGCGCCCACGUGGUAGCUGCAAGUUGAAAAGCGGAAGAUAUUUGUGGUAUGUUGUAUUUGUGAGGGAAGUACACGGCCC
Messenger RNA from Lolium perenne, 2005 nucleotides. Its product is annotated as zealexin A1 synthase. The record is from RefSeq and is a predicted model, not a curated record. Gene Ontology annotation, molecular function: heme binding; monooxygenase activity; iron ion binding. Lineage: Eukaryota; Viridiplantae; Streptophyta; Magnoliopsida; Poales; Poaceae.